CCUGGGCUCCGCAGAGCAAGGAGCGAGCGGUCAGCGCGGAAGCCGAGCCGGAGCCGCGCGCGCGCGUCCCGUCCUGAGGCCGACGCCAGCUUGCCGGCAUGGCCCCUGCAGCGGCUUCGGGGGGCAGCACCCUGCCCAGCGGCUUCUCGGUCUUCGCCACCUUCCCUGACCUGCUCUUCGUCUUGGAAUUUAUCUUUGGGGGCCUGGUAUGGAUCCUCAUUGCCUCCUCUCUGGUGCCAAUCCCCCUGGUCCAGGGCUGGGUGAUGUUUGUGUCUGUGUUCUGCUUCGUGGCCACCACUUCCCUGCUUGUCCUGUACAUAAUUGGCGCCCAUGGUGGGGAGACUUCCUGGGUCACCCUGGAUGCAGCCUACCAAUGUGUUGCUGCCAUGUUUUACCUCAGUGCCUCGGUCCUGGAAGCCCUGGCUACCAUCUCCAUGCAAGAUGGCUUCACCUUCAAGCACUACCAUGAAAACAUCUCUGCUGUGGUGUUUUCCUAUGUAGCCACUCUGCUCUACGUGGUCCAUGCAGUGUUUUCUCUAAUCAGAUGGAAGUCUUCCUAAAGCAGCAGCACAUGUGCUAGAAACCCAGAUGAUGUCAGCUCAUCCACCAGCGCAAGUUUCUAGAACACAGACAUGAUGGUGAAAAAAAAACCAACCACACAGACCACACACACACACACACACACACAGCAACCCUCUAUCUCUCUUGCAGGUGUCAUGUUUACGCUCCCAUAGGCCUUCUUCCAGGGGUGGGGGGCUGGCUUUGUUUAACUUCCAUCUACUGAGCUAUCUUCUUAGGGCCACUUUGUCUGAGAGUGGGGCUAGUAAUGGAAUUGGAGACCAUGAUCUAAGAAGGAAACAAUAACCACCCAACUGACCAGAUCUUCAGAACCACCCACUGGAAUUUUCCACAAGCACCUUUGAGUACUUCAACUUCUGGCCUGUUUCUAAGUCUUCAUGAAUAUUCUGUGUCAAAGAGACUGAAACACCCAACAAAAAUCUCCAAGAUGUCCGUGGUGGAAGAUUAUACCCUUUGAAAUCCUCCAUAAAGUGUCUUUUAUGUUCAA
Molecule: messenger RNA, 1066 nt
Organism: Dipodomys ordii (Ord's kangaroo rat)
Lineage: Eukaryota; Metazoa; Chordata; Mammalia; Rodentia; Heteromyidae
Gene: Mal
Product: mal, T-cell differentiation protein
Exons: 4
Coding region: 99-560 (153 amino acids)
Biological process (GO): myelination
Cellular component (GO): membrane
Molecular function (GO): structural constituent of myelin sheath
Source: RefSeq, a predicted model, not a curated record